AUGUUGAAGGACGCAAGCUAUAGAAUUCAUGACUAUGGCAGGAUUGAAGCCAUCGUAGGCCCAGAAACUGACACCCAAUUCCAGUUCACUGGUAUUAAAAAAAAAAAUGUCAACACUUACACUCUCACAAGUAGAAUGAACCAUGUACAGACCACAUAUGCAGGCUUUGCUUUGGUUAUCCUGUAUUUCAAGUGCAGGUCCAAAAGAGUUGCAGAUGUGAAAGCAACAUUUAUGGAGUCCAACCUGUCUCUACUGCAUCCAUUAUGUUCUCAGCCCUAG
Lagenorhynchus albirostris (white-beaked dolphin) is the source of this 279-nucleotide messenger RNA. Its product is annotated as ATP synthase membrane subunit K, mitochondrial-like. Bases 1 to 279 code for a protein of 92 amino acids. The transcript has a single exon. The record is from RefSeq and is a predicted model, not a curated record. NCBI's taxonomy places the organism in Eukaryota, Metazoa, Chordata, Mammalia, Artiodactyla, Delphinidae.